This is a messenger RNA of Cyanidioschyzon merolae strain 10D, 915 nucleotides long. RefSeq lists its product as hypothetical. The record is from RefSeq and is a predicted model, not a curated record. Gene Ontology annotation, cellular component: 90S preribosome; nucleolus. Gene Ontology annotation, biological process: maturation of SSU-rRNA from tricistronic rRNA transcript (SSU-rRNA, 5.8S rRNA, LSU-rRNA). Bases 1 to 915 code for a protein of 304 amino acids. The transcript has a single exon. NCBI's taxonomy places the organism in Eukaryota, Rhodophyta, Bangiophyceae, Cyanidiales, Cyanidiaceae.
AUGGAGAACAAGCGCUCAAGGACCGGUGGUGCGCCAGCUACUGUGCAACCGUCCGAGAAGGCAGCACAGUCGCGACCUCAGGUGCUGCAGCGAACUGGUCGAAGCACGAGCUCCGGCCCGCUCGCUGCAGAAGUCUCGAGCGCGAUGAGCGCCAUUCCCGCACUCGUAUCGCAAAAGUUUCAGCGCGGAGCGCGUGAGGGGGCGGGCCCUACGAAACCCUUCAAAUCAGAGGAACAGUCCAGUGAAGCAGUACGCACUUUAGCCGAACACGUGCGCCAACUGCGCCAGAAGAAGCAGGAGGAAGGCAGCGUGCGAACCACUGAAAGCUCGGCGGACAACGGCUUGCGCAGACCUCAUAAGAACGCACCAGCUGUUAUGGAUGCAGGAGGUAAGCUCUCUACGCGAAACGCGCGCCAAGUUGUAAGCCAGCGGGUUGCGAAACCGGUUGAUCCUCGGUUUGACCCGCUCUGCGGCCGAUUCGAUGAGAACGUCUUCGAGCAGCGAUACAGUUUUCUCCGAGACCUUCGUCGAAAAGCUUUGGAUGAAGCAAAAAUUAAGCUAGCCGCUCUAGAGAAGCGGUUGAAAAUUGCCCAUGAAUCCGAACGCGAUACGCUGCGCUCGCUGCACAAGGAGUUGCGCUCCGAAGUCGACCGACGUCAGAAUCAAGUUCGACGAGACGAAGUUACCGAGAGCUUCCAAGCGCUACUUAGACGCCACAAACGAGAAGAGACUGAGCAGCUUGCUGCCGGUAGGAAGACGCGUCCCUUCUUUUGGAAACGCAGCAUGAUUCGAGACCAGUUGCAGAAGGAGCGCGACGCGUCAAUGAAAAAGCAUCGAGGUUGGAAACGGCAUCUCGAGCGACGAGAACGCGAAGCUGCCGCUAAGGACCGUAAGCUUCUUCGCGAUUCGGUGUAG